This is a messenger RNA of Letharia columbiana, 1227 nucleotides long. RefSeq lists its product as uncharacterized. Gene Ontology annotation, molecular function: ubiquitin binding. Gene Ontology annotation, biological process: proteasome-mediated ubiquitin-dependent protein catabolic process; membrane fusion; nuclear membrane reassembly. The record is from RefSeq and is a predicted model, not a curated record. Gene Ontology annotation, cellular component: cytosol; nucleus. Lineage: Eukaryota; Fungi; Ascomycota; Lecanoromycetes; Lecanorales; Parmeliaceae. The transcript has 3 exons. Bases 1 to 1227 code for a protein of 408 amino acids.
AUGGCGGAAGGACAACCCGAUCACGACGCACUUAUCUCGGAAUUCGUGGGUUUGGCUGGUGUAACACCACAAGUGGCUCAAGAAUACCUCGCAAACAGCUCUUGGGAAUUAGGAUCCGCAGUCACUGAAUACUUCAACCGCUCCGAGGGGACAGAGGAAGAUGAUCAAGCCCCAGAGGCUCCAGCAGUUACAUCUUCAGCUCCACAACCUAUACCAGCUUCUUCCAGCAUGCCUCCACCCCCAUCUGCAACGCAGCCACCGAAGAAAAAGUUCGCUACACUAGGAGACCUGAGUGGAGGCGGGGGGCCUAGCCACGCAGGCCACGGUCACGGCCAUGAUGACGAGGAUGAUGAUGACGACUUUGAGCCAAGCGACGACGAUAACCCGGAUCUCUACGCGGGAGGUGAGAAAUCUGGUUUAGCGGUAGAGAACCCCGGUACAGCAGAGAAGCUCAGAAAGAAGAUCAUCAAGAAAGCACAGAAGAAUACUCCCAGACCAGGCGGAGAUGACCCACGCGGCCCAAGCUCUCGCUUCACCGGUACGGCACACACCCUUGGCGGCGACGACGCCCCCAGCCAAACCAUUGAAGACCCUAAUGCAUCUCGACCACAACACGCACCCCCAGUUGAGCGCCAUCUCCACUUCUGGGCCGACGGGUUCUCAGUCGACGACGGUCCACUUUACCGCUCAGAUGAUCCAGCGAACGCCGCCAUCCUCGCCCAAAUCAAAACAGGCCGCGCCCCACUUGCAAUACUAAACGUCGAGAUGGCUCAAGAGGUAGAUGUCAAGCUAGAACAGCACUCAGAGAAAUAUGUACAGCCAAAGAAGAAGUACGUUCCAUUUGGUGGCGGCGGUCAGAGACUAGGUAGUCCAACACCUGGGAUAUCAAACAGGACAGCAGAACCAGCACCUGCGCCAGCACCAGCCGCCGCUCCAGCAGGUUCUGCUACGACACAAGCAGUAGUAGUUGACGUGAACGAGUCACAGCCUACCCUCUCAUUGCAAAUACGGUUAGGAGAUGGUACGCGUCUCCCUGCACGCUUCAAUACCACACACACCAUCGGCGACGUAUACUCUUUCAUUACCGCUUCCAAUCCGCAGAGUCGGACUCGCUCAUGGGUGCUCAUGACAACUUUCCCCAGCAAGGAGCUGAGCGACAAGAGCCAAGUACUUGGUGACCUGUCGGAGUUCAAGAGAGGUGGAGUUAUGGUUCAAAAAUGGUCAUAG